GUUUCGCAAUGGUGGAUAAAUUGUGGGCAGAUGAGUGUGAUAACAGUAUAUGUCCGGAGGUGGCCAUUAGACUUUUAAAAAGGUAAUUAAUAUAUAACUUAGACUUCAAAAAAUCAAUUAAAAGUAGUUGAAAAUGUGAUGUCAUCUUCACCCCGAGAGUGGAAGUUUAUAGCCGGAUUGCAAUGAUGGCCAGUGAUUAUCGAACAUCUGUAUGAUAUGAUAACAGUUACUUUGUAUAUGGUUAUUAAAUUAUCAUGUCAGAAUCAUCAUCUCCUGGUUUUUACCAGCUCAGUGUUACAGUUGAAUGUGCUCAUCUUCGAGGAGGUAGUAGUUUUCUGAAACCCAAUCCUUACGUGGAGCUCUCAAUUGAUGACAAGACACCCAGAAAAACUGAGGUAGUGAAGUGCACUUACCAACCCAAAUGGAAUGAAGAAUUCACUGUCUUGGUUACACCUCAUUCACAUCUUCACUUUCGGCUUCUGGAUCACAGUACAUUCCGUAAGGAUGCUAUGGUUGGAGAGAAGCGACUUAGUCUGUAUGAAAUUCUUACACAUUACAAUGGCAGAUGUGAGAACUUGGAACUUACUUUGGAUCUCAUGAGUGAAUCAAAGCAUGAUACUCAGCCAGUGAAAGUGGGAGAGCUUAUUACACUAUUGAAUGGACUCAAGAUUGAAAUGAAUUCAUGUCAGCUAGCACAAGGGACAGCUGAUGGGCAGUUGAGGAUGGGCACUUCUGUCCCUACACCACUAGGACAAGCCAACAGCGACACUGUAUCAAACCGCAGCAUCUUGAAUGGUGGAGUUCGUGCCAGAAUGCGGCUACAAGGGAGUGAGAACACAGCCCCAUCAGUUCCAACACCUUCAUCUCAUCGGAAUGGCACACUCAUGCCAGUUCCAGCCUCCACAGGAUCGCAUUUGGCUGCUGGUAGCUCUUCUGUAACCAGCAAUGGAACAAAUAGUGCCCCUAACUGUGGAAUUGGUACUGGUGGAACUGCCCCCAUAGUUAAUGGCACAGCAACAGCACAGGCCCCUGGGUCAGGUGCCCAAGAUGCAGCCACACAGAGAGGACAGACAUCUGGUGCCGAGGAACCUCUUCCAGCAGGAUGGGAGAUGAGGUAUGAUGUCUAUGGGCGUAGGUAUUAUGUAGAUCAUAAUACACGAAGCACGUCAUGGGAAAGACCACAACCAUUGCCUUCUGGCUGGGAGAUCAGACGAGAUCCCAGAGGGAGGAUCUAUUAUGUGGAUCAUAACACACGCACCACAACAUGGCAGAGACCCAAUUCUGAGAGACUACAGCACUAUCAGCACUGGCAGGGUGAGCGUGCUCAUGUCAUGCAGCAAGGCAACCAACGAUUCCUCUACCCACAGCACUCUGCUUCAACAGCACCUGUACCAGAGCAAGAGGAGGACUCACUGGGUGCUCUGCCAGCAGGCUGGGAGAAACGUGUUCAGCCUGAUGGCCGGGUGUAUUUUGUCAACCACAAGAACAGAACCACUCAGUGGGAGGAUCCCAGAACUCAGGGUCAAGAAUUGGGUGCUGAUGAACCUGCCCUGCCUCCAGGUUGGGAAAUUCGUCUUACUGAGGAUGGAGUGAGAUACUUUGUUGACCACAACACUCGUACCACUACGUUCCAGGAUCCACGUCCUGGUGCCCCUAAAGGGCCAAAGGGUGUAUAUGGUGUACCUAGGGCAUAUGAACGCUCAUUCCGAUGGAAGCUGAGUCAGUUUCGGUACUUGUGCCAAAGCAAUGCACUGCCAAGUCACAUCAAGAUCACAGUAACACGACAAACACUCUUUGAAGACUCAUACCACCAAAUCAUGAGGCUUCCAGCUUAUGAGCUACGAAGACGACUGUACAUCAUAUUCAGAGGGGAAGAGGGAUUGGAUUAUGGCGGAGUAUCCAGGGAGUGGUUCUUUCUGCUGUCUCAUGAAGUGCUCAAUCCAAUGUACUGCCUUUUUGAAUAUGCCAAUAAGAACAAUUACAGUCUGCAGAUCAACCCAGCCUCUUAUGUCAAUCCAGAUCAUUUGUUGUAUUUCAAGUUCAUUGGGAGGUUUAUUGCAAUGGCUCUUUAUCAUGGCCGCUUCAUCUACUCUGGAUUCACUAUGCCCUUCUACAAGAGGAUGCUGAACAAGAAACUAACAAUGAAGGACAUAGAGUCUAUUGAUCCUGAAUUUUACAACUCCUUGGUGUGGAUCAAAGACAAUAACAUUGAUGAAUGCGGCCUUGAACUGUACUUCAGUGUAGAUUUUGAAAUUCUUGGACAAGUGAUUCACCAUGAACUAAAGGAAGGUGGUGACAAGAUCCGAGUGGCUGAGGAGAAUAAGGAAGAAUACAUGAGACUGAUGACAGAGUGGCGGAUGACACGUGGUAUAGAGGAUCAGACCAAAGCAUUUCUUGAUGGCUUUAAUGAAGUUGUUCCUUUGGAAUGGCUGAAGUAUUUUGAUGAGCGUGAACUGGAACUGAUGCUAUGUGGGAUGCAAGAGAUUGAUGUUGACGAUUGGCAACGCAACUCUAUCUAUCGUCAUUACACCCGAAACAGCAAGCAGGUGACGUGGUUCUGGCAGUUUGUUCGGUCAAUGGACAGUGAGAAGCGAGCUCGUCUGCUGCAGUUUGUUACGGGUACUUGCAGAGUUCCGGUUGGGGGAUUUGCGGAACUCAUGGGGAGCAAUGGUCCACAGAGAUUCUGCAUUGAAAAAGUUGGCAAAGACACAUGGCUACCUAGGUCUCACACUUGUUUCAACAGACUGGAUCUCCCUCCAUACAAGAGUUAUGACCAAAUGGUAGAGAAAUUGAACUAUGCCAUCGAAGAGACAGAAGGUUUCGGUCAGGAAUAAAGUGCAGUUCUGUAGUGUGCAGUAAUAAGAAGUGGUUAGAAGACUGGCCAAGUCAUAGGUAAACCAGCAAGAUGUGAAACAUGCUAAAAUGUAAGAGGAGGUUGGUGCUUAAGAUUUGUAGUACAGUCUGAAACAGAUCAGAGCAUUAGUCCCACAGUGUGCUGCAGAUAGCUAGGUCAUAUACACAAAAACUUAUUUCAUACAAUUUGGCUAAGGAUUACUGUACCUGUUAUUUGUGUAUAUAAUGCUCUUAAUGUUAAUGAACUGAUUCUUAAUUGUUAUGAAGCUCAUUGUAUACAGGUACAUUUAGCAUGACACACUUUAUUGGUUUCUUUUUUGUUAUGAAAACAGUGACAAAAUUUUGUUAACUCUUGCUUAAUGCAUGAAAUAAUGGGGCCUAUUUUGGACUUUUUAUGUCAUGAUACAUUCUAUUUCUUUAUACUGCAGUAAAUCUUAUAAUAUCAUUGUUUUAUAUAUAUAUAUAUAUGAAUAUAAAAUAAAUAUUGAAAUUGUGGCUUAUAUAAGGAUAUCAAAGAAUCCCCUCUCUACCAGGGUCUAGAAGAUUUAAGACUAGUGUUUCUACAGUAUUUUGUUUUUUCCAACCUUUGUUUCACAGGGACAAUAUUAAUAUCAUUAUUAUGCUUGAAAUUUUGAAGAAGCGAUUAUGUGGCAUUUAAAUGAAUUUAGGCACGUAUUUUAUAUAAUGUAAUAUAUAUUGUGCCCAAACGAGGUUUGCAGUUUAGCUUCAAAGUUUUCUGAUAGUCAUAUUCGUGGAAGUCAUAUACAGAUAUCACAUUAAGUUAUAAUGCAUUAUGUAUUAUAAUGUAAAUAUCUAUAAUAUUAAUAUCCAAAGAUAAUGUAGAUACUGAAUGAGUAUUUCAAGAGUUUUUUCCUUUUCUGUAUAGCUACAAAUCAGAAUCAAUUUUGUACUGGAGGAGCUGGUUUUCUAACUGAACCAUCCCAUAAUCUGCAGAUUUUAUGUGCUUUUCCGGACUAUUGAUUUUCUUUUUUUAAAGGUUGUCUUGAAAUGUAAUAUAUUUUAACUACAAGUGCAAAAGAAAUGGCAUAUUUUUUAAAAAAAUGCAAAUUAAAAUAUGGUAACAUUAUUUUUAUGAGGGGAAAGGGGUAAAUGUAUGGCACACAAUUGCUUUUCACCACAGCCUGUAGAUUUAUGUUGCUAGGGAUUACAUACAUAAAGGAACUGUCUAGAGGAAACAAAAUUGAAAUAAUACAACUCUGUGACAAAGCUUAGUCAAUUCUACAGCAAGAAAAGGUUUGGGUAAAUCAUAGUUGUACUGUGGAUUUUGUUCAUUUCUGAAAUUUGAUUCCCAAACUGAAAUUUUCUUCCAUGAACAAGUGAUCCAAGCUGAGGUAUUUAUAUGUGUGUAUGUGUGCAUAUGCAUGCAUAUGUACACACACACUAGCAAGCCAUGAUUGAAGUACAACCACAUCUGUCAGUAUGUAAAUAUUGAAAUAUGUAUACAUAUGAUCUAUUUAAAGGGUCUCAAAAAUAAAUUUAUAGUGUACAACUUCAAUGCAAAUAAAACUUCUCAGAGAAUAA
This is a messenger RNA of Cryptotermes secundus, 4395 nucleotides long. RefSeq names its product E3 ubiquitin-protein ligase Su(dx) (gene Su(dx)). Gene Ontology annotation, biological process: ubiquitin-dependent protein catabolic process. The record is from RefSeq and is a predicted model, not a curated record. Lineage: Eukaryota; Metazoa; Arthropoda; Insecta; Blattodea; Kalotermitidae. Bases 255 to 2834 code for a protein of 859 amino acids. Gene Ontology annotation, molecular function: ubiquitin protein ligase activity; protein binding. The transcript has 15 exons.